AUGUCCUGGGACGUCUUCUCGCUGCCCAGCGUCCCCUUCAUGGCCCUCGCUGAUGUCCGCAGAGCCUGCCUUUGUGCCGUCCUCUGUAGCCUUGUUCUUCUAGCAACUGACCGUCAGUCGUGUCAGAUGGACGGGGUUUGGCUUCACAACCCUGUGAAUAAAGGAGAAACUCUCAAGUCAGAAUCGAAAGAGGAAAAUCCCAACUGCAAGUCUGUCGGGAAGCAACAAACUGCUUCUCUGACCUGCCAGGAUCACCUGAAGAUGAAGGGAGAAGCUAGAAGAAUGCAACGGAAUGAGAAGGCAAAGCAGGAGGGACACAUCUGGGGCUCCAUGAGGAGGACAGCUUUCAUCCUGGCCUCUCCUUCUCUUGCUUGUGGCCUUCUCUUGCUUGUGGCCUUCUGGAACACAGUCACAUGGCAUCUUCAGAGAUUUGGGGGCACUUCUGGCUAUUUUUGGCAAGUCCAGUGGGAGAGGCUGCUGUCAAGAUUCGAAGGGAAGGAGUGGACCCUCUACAUUACAGGUGUCACCCAAGUACCGAGCCUGGUCUUCUGGAGCUUCAAUGGGCUCCUCCUGGUGGUUGACACAACCGGAAAACCUAACUUCAUCUCCCGCUACCGAAUUCAGGUUGGCAAGAAUGAACCAGUGGACACCGAGAAACUACGCCAGUCUAUCCGCACAGUUCUCUUCAACCAGGUCGUGAUCUCUUUGCCCAUGCUGGUCUUCCUCUAUCCCAUCCUCAAGCUGUGGGGAGACCCCUGCCACCGAGAGCUACCCACCUUCCACUGGUUCCUCCUGGAGCUGGUUAUCUUCACUCUGAUUGAGGAAGUCCUGUUCUACUACACACACCGGCUCCUUCACCACCCAACAUUCUACAAGAAAAUCCACAAGAAACACGAGUGGACAGCUCCCAUUGGCCUGGUCUCUUUCUACAGCCACCCUAUUGAUCAUGUGGCCUCCAACAUGCUGCUGCUGAUGGUGGGUCCCAUAGUAAUGGGCUCCCACUUGUCCUCUAUCACCAUGUGGUUCUCCUUCGCCCUCAUCAUCACCACCAUUUCCCACUCUGGCUACCACCUACCUUUCCUGCCUUCAACUGAAUUCCAUGACUACCACCAUCUUGAGUUCAGCCAGUGCUAUCGGUUGCUGGGGGUGCUGGACCACCUCCAUGGGACUGACACGGUGUUUAAGCAGACCAAGGCCUAUGAGAGAGACAUCCUCCUGCUGCGCUUCACUCCACUGUCUGAGCGCAUCCCGGAUGCCCCGAAGAUGGAGUGAGAGGGGCGCCUGGGUGGCUCAGUGUUAAGUGUCUGCCUUCGGCUCAGGUCAUGGUCCCAGGGUCCUGGGAUCGAGCCCCGCAUAGGGCUCGCUGCUCAGCGGGGAGUCUGCUUCUCCCUCUGACCCUCCCCCACUCAUGCUCUCUCUCAUUCUUUCUCUCUCAAAUAAAUAAAAUCUUAAAAAAAAAAAAAA
Molecule: messenger RNA, 1464 nt
Organism: Mirounga angustirostris (Northern elephant seal)
Lineage: Eukaryota; Metazoa; Chordata; Mammalia; Carnivora; Phocidae
Gene: FAXDC2
Product: fatty acid hydroxylase domain containing 2
Biological process (GO): sterol biosynthetic process
Cellular component (GO): endoplasmic reticulum membrane
Molecular function (GO): iron ion binding; C-4 methylsterol oxidase activity
Source: RefSeq, a predicted model, not a curated record